Messenger RNA from Pleurotus ostreatus (oyster mushroom), 930 nucleotides. RefSeq lists its product as uncharacterized. Gene Ontology annotation, cellular component: COPI vesicle coat. Gene Ontology annotation, molecular function: structural molecule activity; protein binding. The coding region runs from base 1 to 930 and encodes 309 amino acids. The transcript is spliced from 4 exons. Gene Ontology annotation, biological process: intra-Golgi vesicle-mediated transport; endoplasmic reticulum to Golgi vesicle-mediated transport; retrograde vesicle-mediated transport, Golgi to endoplasmic reticulum. Lineage: Eukaryota; Fungi; Basidiomycota; Agaricomycetes; Agaricales; Pleurotaceae. The record is from RefSeq and is a predicted model, not a curated record.
AUGGACUCUUCAGAACUCUACCAUGUAAAACAGCAAUUCAUUCUGGGUGCCUACAAGACGCUCAUCACGUCCAGUCUUCCAGAUGAAUCAUCGCAGGAUUACAUCCCCAUCCUUCUCUACCAAGUUCGCGCGCAUAUAGCUCUGAGCGACCCUCAAUCGGCCCUCAAACUCAUUCCAUCUGGGACUGAUAAUGUUGCGCUGAAGGCUGCUGCAUCACUGGCGCGAUACGUUAGUGGAACCGACACGGACGCCGUUUUGGAGGAGCUGAGGGAUUUAUCGGUGGAGGUUGAAGGAGAUGACGCAGAGGGUAGCGAGCGAGAUCGCGCGAUGGUACGCGUGCUAGCUGGAACGGCGUUCGCUAGGGCAGGAGAGGUGGAGGAGGCGCUGGAGACUCUGGGAGCCGAUACGGAGGAUCUGGAAGCCGUCGCUGUCGUCGUGCAGAUAUACCUCUCCAUCAACCGUCCAGACUUGGCCAGGAAGGAAUUCGAACGGGCCAAACGCUGGGCGGAGGACGAUCUCCUCCUGCAACUCAUCGAAUCUACCAUUGGGCUCGUCACUGGCAAGGACAGCUAUUCAAAUUGCAGCUCGUUCUACUCAGAGCAGAUCGCCAAUCCUUCUCUCUCCUCGCCGCAUUUGCUGACCUCGCGAGGUGUUACCAGAAUUCUGCGAAAUGAAUUCCAGGAGGCGAAGUCGGAUCUGGAAGAAUCUUUGACGCAACAGAAGGAUGACGCAGAGGCUCUGGCAGCCCAUGUCGUCGCCAGUGGUUUGGCGCCGUCGAAAAAGGGCGAAGCAGAUGACUUGUGGAAUCAACUUGUUUCUGAGCAUCCUACCCACCCCAUCGUCAUCGAUGUCGCCAAAAAGUCACAAUUCUUUGAUGAAUGUGCUGCAAACUUCACUGUACCUCCGACAGCUGUGGCCUCGAGGGCGUAA